AUGGCCAGCCCGCGAACUGCGAGCUGCGAGUGCGACGAGCUGAGAGCCAAGCUGAAGAGAGCCGUGAUUGUCAUCGAAGCACUUAAGUCGAGGGUCACCGACCUGGAGACUUCCUCCGCGCGCCGGGGCGCCAUCGGCGGCCGGCAGCGCGUGGGCCAGACCUUGGACGAGGCGGUGACAGGGGAAUUGCAGCGCAAGGAAGAAGAGGUGAAGACUAUGCGGGAGGCGGUCAUUGAGCUCAGCGCCCAGGUGGCGGAAAAGGAAGCUCAGCUGGCCAUGAACCAGGAGCGCAUCGCGGACUUUGUGAACCGCGAGGCGACGCGCCAGGAGAAGCUUCCACUGGCCUCCCCAGAGAAGCACUACCCUGGCGGCUGGAAGCCUCCGGUGCGCGGCUCCCUCGCGCCGCCCGCGGCUCCGGCGGCUUCAGCGGCGCCUCCGGCGGAAGGGGAGGGCCGGCUGUGGGAACUGCAGCGGCUGCGCAUGCAGCAGCUGAUGCGACAGAUGGAGGACCGGGUGGAGGAUUUCAGGUCCAGCAGCCUCAACGAGCUCCAGUCCCAGUGGGCCGCCUGGGUGAGCCGCGCCACUGAGGCCUGGGCAUGUGGCCUCGUGCACUUGGUCGCCCAAAGCGGCAGCGCUGCGGCCGCACUGGAACUGCCGGAGGGGGGCGGGUGCCGCAUGGCCUGCGCGGGGUUGGACGGGAAGCUGCGGAUCUUCGGGAAGCACAGCGAGCAGCUGGCGGCCCUCGAGCUGGACACCUCCUGCUGUAAAGUGGAGGCCAAGUUGGAGGAGCUGGUCUUCCUGGUCUUCGGCUUCGGUGGCCGCACCAGGAGUGCUGUCACAGAGCGACCUGACUUUGUCAUAGAUUGCAAGAAGCUGCAGACCUCGCCGUCAGAGCAAUUCUCCAAAUGGCCGCUGGGCCAUAGAGCGAGCGGCAGGAACUCGCUGGGAUGA
Effrenium voratum is the source of this 951-nucleotide messenger RNA. The record is from the annotation of a GenBank genome assembly. Lineage: Eukaryota; Dinophyceae; Suessiales; Symbiodiniaceae.